AUGUCGUCCCAUGUACUAGUCAUUGGGGGCUCUGGAGCCCAAGGCAUACCCGUCGUGAAAAGCGAGCAUUCUGCAGUGUUGACGCGUGAUUCAACCUCUGAAAACUCUAAGUAUCUAGCAACUCUUCCGAAAGUGUCGCUAUAUGUAGGCCAAACCGACAACGAUGAGGACCUCAAGGGUGCAUUUUCUGGAAUCGAUCUCGCCCACGUCAAUUUGAACAGUUUCGCCAUUGGAAUCAAGAACGAACUUUACUGGGGAAUCCGGAUCUACGAAAUCGCCGUUCAAGCUGGUGUGAAACACUUUAUCUGGUCUUCGUUGGAUAGAUUCAUGGCUGAGACAAAUUAUGACGAUGAAAUCCGAGUUGGUCAUUACUACGGCAAGGCCUAUGUUGAGCAGUGGCUUUCUGCUAUUCCACAACGGAAAGAUUCAACGCGAUGGUCUAUCUUGACCACGGGACCCUACAUCGAAAUGCUUUCUGAGAUGCUGCGACCUCGUCAGAGGGAUGAUGGAACGUACGUCUUUGAGGCGCCCCUCGGAAAUGGCUUGGUUCCGUUUGUUUAUCUUGAGGAUUUGGGUCACUACGUGAAUUGGAUAUUCUCCAACCCAGACCAAUCCGCUGGACUGAAUGUCAAAGUAGCAAUAGAACAUGUUUCGUACGAGUACCUUGCAGCCACAUUCACCAAGGUCACUGGGAAACCCGCUAUCUAUCGCAAUAUCUCGUUCGACGAAUUGUUCACCGUUGGACCUCUCAGCAGCGUUGCGGAAGUUAAGCUUGGGCCCGAAAAGUACCAAGAUGAUCCAACUCUGUUGUCGUAUCGGCAAAACUUCACGGCUUGGUGGAAGCUUUAUCAACGCGCGGGGGAGGAUCGAAACAUACUCAAGCGUGACUAUGACUUCCUGGACCGUAUCUUCCCAGAGAGAGUGCGGACUGUCGAAGAGUGGAUGCGAAAGGUUGACUAUACCGGUGCUGCUCGAGCCGUGCUAAAGACUGCAUGAGAAUCGCAGUGAAUCUUGAACCUGAC
Talaromyces proteolyticus is the source of this 1022-nucleotide messenger RNA. RefSeq lists its product as uncharacterized. Lineage: Eukaryota; Fungi; Ascomycota; Eurotiomycetes; Eurotiales; Trichocomaceae. The record is from RefSeq and is a predicted model, not a curated record. The transcript is spliced from 2 exons. The coding region runs from base 1 to 996 and encodes 331 amino acids.